AUUUGCGGAAGCGACUCCACGAGCAACAGACGAGUAAACAUACCCUGGUUAAUCAGACCAAUGGAUGUACGAGACCAACUCACAAUGUCACACCGCUACUACAACUUUUAGCUCUAGCUGUUGAAUGCAAAUUCUAACGAAAUAUUGAUUUUUUGCACGGUGGAUAAGUUUCCUUUUUAUCAAGGCCGAAAGUACAAUACGUUAACUACCAUACCAAACGAGAACGUUUCCCCGAGCGGUAUUAGUCGUGUCGGCUAGCCGAACUAGCAGGUAGCAUCGGCUACGGCUAGCUGUGUGGUGAUGGUCGUAAGCAGCGCUAGCUCCUCCAGAAAUGGCUGCAGGAUCGGGCGCUUCUGGCGGCUCUCUAGAGUCCAAACUAGACAAGAAGUUUCAAACCGUUUCGAAUACGAUGGACUCAAUACAAGGACUAUCGACAUGGUGCAUCGAAAACAAGAAGUUUCACAACAUGAUAGUGAAAUAUUGGAUGAAAUGGUUAAGGAAAUCUGAUGCAGCCCACCGGCUCAACCUGGUGUACCUGGCCAACGACAUCAUCCAGAACUGCAAGAGGAAAAACGCCAUUGUGUACCGAACGGCCUUUGCCGAGAUGCUUCCCGACGCAUUCCUCAUGGUCAAUAACGACGGUAACCCCAAGGUGAUCCGGUCCGUGGAGAGGAUCCUGACCAUCUGGGAGGAGAGGAACAUCUACAAGGGCGCGCUGAUCGGCGAGCUGAAGGGCUACCUCAAAGAGGAGGUGAAGGAGGAGUCUCCCCCCGACACGCCGGCGGAGAACAAAACUCCAUCUGACUCCAAAGCUGCCCUACAAUCCAAGAUUGUUGCAGAGUUUGUGCCUGCGGCGCUGGUGGAGCGGCUGUCCACCUACAAGAGCUCCGUGGAGGAGGUGGAGCUGAGGGAGAAGCAGCUGGCCGCCAUGAGGGUCGACGUCUGCAGCUCGGCCGCACUCAGAAAGCUAAAAGACAAGGCCGGAGGAAAGCGGUUCUCCCGGGACUUUGAGGAGGGAAGCACCAAGCUGCAGGACUUUGUCAGGUUCCUGGAGGAAGAGAGCAAGGGAGGCUCCGGAUUACUGGAAGCCCUGGGCAACGCAGACAUCUUCUAUGAAAUGCAGUAUCAGGAGGUCAAGAUUGUAGCCAAUGCGUACCAGACCUUCGCCAACCGGGUGUCCCACCUCAAGCGCAAGCUGGACGCCCUGAAGAGCACGCUGCCCGACCUGGACGAGUCUCCCGUCCCGUCGCCCUCCGCCGACGCCCCGUCGCCCACAGGGUCCGAGUCCCCCUUCCGGGGCAUGAUGGACCUGUCCCACCCGGACCCCGACCUGGACGGCUCGGCCAUGGACGACGAGGCGGAGCGCCCGGCCCCCAGCCCCUUCUCCUCCCCCGGGGGCUCCCCGCCGCCCGUCUGCCCCGCGGCCGGCGAGGACGACAACCGCGACGUGGAGGACAUGGAGCUGUCGGACGACGAGACGGAGGGCGGCGGCAUCAUAGUGGAGGAGCAAGUCACGUGCCCGUCCCCGCCCAUCCAAGUAGCCAAUCCCGUGGCAGCUAACGGUCAUCCGCCGUCGACAGCCACGGUGCCACCGGUCGUCCCGACCCCACCCUCUGUGGCUCCGGCCCCAGCCAGCGUGCCGGCCGUGGACCUGAGUAGGAUAGGUGCCCUCCUCAACAGCCUGACCUCCGCUUCCAAGACCACAGGGCCAGCAUUGGACAGCCCCACCUCCCCAUCCCCCACCCCUCCAGCCCCAUCAGCCUCUCUGGGGAACCGCCUGUCCAAGGGGGCCGUGACCCCCGAAGGACUCCUAAGUGCUCUGACCAAAGUCCAAGGUCAAGGUGGCUUGCAGGGCCUGACCUCUAUGCUAAACAGGCCGGCUCACAAAGUCCCCGCUGACUCUCAGCAAAGCAAAGCUCCACCCUCCCACCCUCCCCCCUCCACCCUGACUGCACCACCACCAACAACAACAACAACAGCAGCAGCAGCAGCAGUAGCACCACCUCAAGCCAUGGGCAACCCUCCUCCCUCUCUGCCCUCCACACCUCCUCCAUCAGCCUUUGCGGCGAGGCAGAGGGCCGCCCCUCAGCCUGAAGUCCCCGUCCCCCCCCGUGGGGCCCUGCCGGCCCCCAGUGCGGCCCCCCGCGCGGCCCCCGCAGCCGCCCGUGCAGCCUCAGCCCUGGUGCAGGCCCUUCACCGGGACAUGGACCUGGCCCCGGAGCCCGAGCCGGCGGCGGGGGCGGCGGGGGCCUCCGACAGCCUGGAGUCCAAGAUCCACAGCUUCCUGCAGGGCAACCCGGGCUUCAGCGCUUUCAACUUGAGCUUCGGCGCCGACGCAGCGAAGACGACGGCGGCGGCGGCGGCGGGCAGCCACAACCUCAGCCCCGGGGCCGGAACAGACACCCGCGACGGGACCCCCGUCCGGGACGAGGGCGGGGGCACGCCUACUCAGGACGAGGUCAUGGACAACCAGGCGGCGCUGAAGUUCGCCUCGGAGCCGCCGCCGCCGCCGCAGGGUACAAAACUGUCUGCCCAAGCGGCGGGGGACAUCUCGUCGCCUGGCACUUACCAGAACAACACCUCGCGUGUGCCCGCUGACCCCCCACAGCAGCCCCCCCGCAUGCAGCAGCAUCAAGGGGAGCCCCACAACGGCCAGGGCUACCAGCCGUACCGAGCCGCCGGCCAGGAGAUGGCUCUCCCUGGGGCGGCGGCCCCCGCUGCACACUACCAAGCCUUUACUACAGAGCAGGGGUCCCGCCUGCCGCUCUUGGGGGGCGGCCCGGGCGCUGCCGGUGGCGGCCCGCCCGGGGAGGGCUUCCGGGACGACGGACACAGGGGCUGGUAUGAGAGUACCAGGGGCCGGGGCGUGGUCGCACCAGGGGCCGGUAAAGAGCCACCGGGACGGUACCGCUACCGCCAGGACCCCCAUCAGGAGCCACACAGCGUGGCUGCUCCACAGGGUCCCGGACCCCCCUCCGAGUUUUACAACAGUAACCUCCCGCCGGUGCCCAGGCUACCCCCGCCGCCCGCGGGCUUCGACGAGCCCCACGCCGCAGCCGCCGGCGAGCGUCGUCCCGCCCUCGCCCCGGAGAUGGAGGGCGCUCCGAGGCCCCAGGCGGGUAGCAUCAUCAGCGGGAUGGUGGUCCACGACCACCAGCACAAGUCCGUCUUCGGCCUCGACGACCCCCUGUACGAUCGCCGUGACGACCACUACCGUCGCCCCGAGGACCUGGCUCACCCGGACGACCCGCGCUACCAGGACGACCUCGGGCACUACCGCGAGGGCCCCUAUCGCCCCGCCGCUCCCCCUUACGGGGACGAAGGGCCCCCCUUCCGGCCGCCCCGGGAGCCUUACUUCCGCCCGGAGGAUCCCUACUUCCGAGAGGACAGCCCGCCCCACGGGUACCCCAGGGGGGCCCUCUCCCCGUCCGAGGGCUUCCCCUAUGACUUUCACCCCCAUGGUUCCCCUCCCCUCUCGCACCAGAGGAGGCCGCCGCCGCCCCCCCAUUCUGAAAUGCGCCACCCUGGCCCGCGACCCCCCCUCCGCCCCAUGCUCCACCCGGGACACCACCUUCGGCCGAGGGGGCCCUGGCACCCAGGGCCGCCCGUCCCUCCCUUCCACGGCGGGCCCGAUCCGUGGCUUAGAGGCAAACGUCCGGGUCCAAGAGGCGGGGGGCCCGGCGGCCCCGGGGGGCUCGGUUUCCCCCCGAAAAGACCUUUCCUCCCACCCCGCUACUAACGGGGCAGGCAGCACCGAAGCUCUAUGUGCACGUUGAUGGAAGACGACGCCAGCGGGCCGUGGAGCCCAGACAUGACCCAGAAGGGAGGCUGGACGGGGCUGGGCUGGGCUGGGCUCAGAAAGACAAUCGGGGAAAACUAAAGCAAAUAGGUUAUCGGGUGAGUCCGGAGCGGAGAGCCGGGCGGAGAGCCGGGCGAAUAGCCGAAGAUGAGGAGAGGAAGCCUGAGGGAACAGGAGGCCAGAGGGAAGCCAACGGAAGUGGAGGUUGUGAGAGGAUGCUGCGAAGCUGACGGAAGAAGACGGAAGAUAAAAGAAUAUAAGAGGUGGCUAUCUAAAAUUCACUCUUUUUGUUAAGUUGUAUUGUUUCUAUUCUAAUAUCCUUUUAUAUUAGAGUUCAUAAAGGAGCUCUGUCUUGGCAAAGUCCACAAGAGCUGCAUGGCAUGCUACUGUGCAUGGACUCAAGGAAACAUUAGUUAUUUAAAAAAACAACAACAUUAUUUCAGUUGAAUUCGACCAAGUUCUUUUCUCGUGAGGUUGACAGAAAAUCUAGUUAUUGUUCUACUGUUUCUCUGUGAAAACGUCUUCAACGGCUCGUUUCAACCCAUAGCCUUCACCGCUUUAAAACUCAACCUUGUUUCAAUGUUGUCGCGAAGAGUUAUUUUAGAUAUUCUGGUCCUCUUUACAGUAAUGCACGUUUGUUCAGACAGGGAAGUAGAUUUUGUAAGUGUUGCAGCACCAAAUGUUGUGUUUUGAAGUGACGCUUUCCUUGUUACUGCGGUGAUUUAAAUAUGGCGACAGACUUGCGUAUAGUCCAGAAGCUCAAAUGAUGGUUCUGCAGCUUAAUUUAAAGGGAGAGAAAUUGGUCUUUGGGAGGAUUUGCUGUCUUUAACAACGGACGGAGAAGAUACGAAGUUCAUUUUGGAAGACGACGAAGAUUCUUCUCCAGCAACAUUUUAUUUGUCCUGACUUAAUAAAACUCUGACUUUAAAAAGA
Gadus macrocephalus (Pacific cod) is the source of this 4732-nucleotide messenger RNA. Its product is annotated as regulation of nuclear pre-mRNA domain-containing protein 2-like. The record is from RefSeq and is a predicted model, not a curated record. The coding region runs from base 332 to 3739 and encodes 1135 amino acids. Gene Ontology annotation, biological process: mRNA 3'-end processing. Gene Ontology annotation, molecular function: RNA polymerase II complex binding. The transcript is spliced from 10 exons. Gene Ontology annotation, cellular component: RNA polymerase II, holoenzyme. NCBI's taxonomy places the organism in Eukaryota, Metazoa, Chordata, Actinopteri, Gadiformes, Gadidae.